AUGUCCGCCACGGCCGCAGCCCCGAGGGCAAUGUCACAGUCCGUCACGGCUAGAAGGAAGAUGAGAAAGGGGACGCAUAGCUGCAGUGAAUGUCGAAGGAGAAAAAUAAAAUGCAAGUUCCACCCUGGAACUGCCUCCCCUUGUAUCCCGUGUGCUGCCCGUGGGUCUCGCUGUCUCGAUCAGCGAAAUGCGACUCCAGUGAACGAGAGCAAUAUUAAUACCGAAAGUGUGAGCUUGAGGGAAAGGGUAGCUGUUCUCGAAAAGAUGGUCAGAAAUCACGCUGUAAGGCAUGAGCCGACCCUAGGUCAUGAAGAGUUUGAUAUUGAGGACGAGCUAGUCGAGGCUGAUGAAAGGGCACCCUUUGUGUCCAUGCUCAACAAAGCCGAGGUAUGUUGGAAGUUGAUUCUCGAUUAUGAUGGCCCGCUGAUUGUUUCUGAGGCGUUAGAGGAAAGUCAUUUUCAAAUAACUCAGCCUAUUCAGGAAACUCCAUCUCGCACAGGUCCCCCAUUCUACACGCAGAGCUCAAGUGAAGCAUGCUUGAAACUUCGCUCGGCUCUACCAGAAUAUGAUCUCUUGAUAUCUACUCUGUCUCAGAAUGGGGCCUGGUGGAGCAGCUUUCGUCAGAAGGUUCAGGUCAUCUGCCAGGGAACUUACCAAGACCUGGCCGCGUUUGCUGCGCGUGCCUAUACGAGCAGUGACCCUGCCGAACUUGGCAUGCUUGUUGUUGCCUAUGCACGUAGCACGGGCAAUAAACAUAAUCUAUACGGGCUCGUUGAUAGACUGGCCAUUCCAGAUUCGGCGCUCUCUUACUCUGCCGAGGCAAUGGAGCUUCUUCUGUUGUUGGCUAAGGCCUACAGUGAUAUUGGUCAACCUCGACAGUCUUGGAUGAUGUAUAGGAAGGGUCUUGCUAUUUCGGAAGUUAUGACGAGAAAUUGUUUCCCCUCGUCUGAAGAGUAUCUGGUGGGAUUUUACCACGGAGAUCGCUUUUCAAGUCUUCUUCUUGGCAUUCCAUAUGGAUUCAACGACGCUCAUCUUGGUCCAAGCGUGGAACCAUAUAACGUGCCUACAUACCCAGAACAGCGGUUCGUUUUGCGGUGUGCUUCCAUCGCAGGAAAGAUCAUUGACCGAAAUAUGAUGCCCGGGAAGCCAUCCUCUGCAAGUUCAAUGCUCCUCGAUGAACAAAUGGAUACCAUCGCUUCUUCUAUGCCCUUGAGCUGGUGGGAUUUACCCGAGUCACUUCCAAACUGCCAUGCCGAAACGGAUGAGCUGAGAAACGUUUUGCUCUUGCAUUUUUACUUCUUUCAUGUCAGAAUUAACCUCCAUCUGCCAUUCAUCGUCGGCACAGAGAUGACAUCUGCUCGAAGCUCUCACAGACUGGCAUGCUUGGAAGCUUCUCGGCAGCUGCUUAAACGUUUUACCCUUUUGCGUACUGAAAUCCAGGGCUUCAGUAUCUUUGACUGUAAAACAAGCGACUUCGUCGGAUUCAUGGCGUGUGUAUCUCUGAUCCUAUGUCUGUCGCAACCUCGGUCAGACGAGAUCACCGUUCCGGUUCCAGACGAAGAUCAGGACCUGAUUGCACAAGUCAAAAGCAUAUUUGAAAGAGAAGAGAAGGCAGGAUGUAAGGUUGCUUGUCAAUGUCGAAGGAUGCUUAACAUAUUAUCCGGCAUUACCCUCGUCAGUGACGAAAGCGCAUCGAGCCAACUACCAGAUAGAAUUGCGAUCCCCCACUUCGGAUAUGUCCGGCGGGAUGUAGUUCAACAGGCUGGGUUGCAAGCCACAGCAGGGGCCUCAGUGGUACGCUCCACUACGCAGAGGAUGACAGCGGCCCCAGUCGUCUCGAGCGAUGGUCUGGGUGGGCUAGGAACUGGAUCUGGAAGUUGCAAUUGGUCAGAGACAGUGGAUACUGGAAUAUGUUGGGAGUUUGGUGAGCUUGAACAUUUUCAGAUUGAUGAUGAUCUGUCAUCAUGGCUGGACACUGCGAUGCUGGACGUGAAUUUAGAAUGGGACAUGCCGUUAAGUGGAUUUUUCCCCCACAACCCGUCCCUUUAG
This is a messenger RNA of Fusarium fujikuroi IMI 58289, 2049 nucleotides long. RefSeq lists its product as uncharacterized. Gene Ontology annotation, molecular function: DNA-binding transcription factor activity, RNA polymerase II-specific; zinc ion binding. The coding region runs from base 1 to 2049 and encodes 682 amino acids. Lineage: Eukaryota; Fungi; Ascomycota; Sordariomycetes; Hypocreales; Nectriaceae. The transcript has 3 exons. The record is from RefSeq and is a predicted model, not a curated record. Gene Ontology annotation, biological process: regulation of DNA-templated transcription.